AUGGCUAGACCAGCUGUAUUCAAAUCAUGUUUGCAUGAGAUUUCCACAGUCUACAUGAUAUGCUUAGCUCAGUUUUUGGCUCAGGGAGGAGUGUUAAUGGCUUUGAGUACAAAAAACAUCAUUUUGCAAUCGUUCAAUGAUCCAAAUUUUGACCACUCACAGGCUGUCUGGUUUAUGGGGUCCUUUGCAUUGACGGUGGGAACAUUCAUCUUAAUCAGUGGGAAGAUCGGAGACGUUUUUGGAUUGAAAUUAGUUUUCGUGGUGGGAUGGGUAUGGGUGUCAAUUCUCUCCAUCAUCACUGGUUUCUCCUACUAUUCAAAGUCUGUCAUCUUUUUCAUCAUAUGUCGGGCACUCCAGGGAAUUGGAUUUGCCUUGAUUUUGCCUUGUGGAAUGGGAAUACUUGGAACGCUUUAUCCUAAUGGUGAACGUAAGAAUAUUGCAUUUGGUUGUGUGGGAGCACUGGGUCCUUCAGGUGCUUUUUUUGGAGCGUUUAUGGCUGCAGUCAUUGCGCAAUUAGCGUGGUGGCCGUGGGUGUUUUGGAUAAUGGGAAUCGUGGCAGCUAUUGGUGCCGUGAUCUCGUAUUGGGUUAUCCCCAUGGAACUCACCAAUAAAGAAUGUUCGACAAGGGAAAAGCUUAGGAGGAUAGAUACCUAUGGGUCAUUAACAGGAGUGGCAGGACUUGUUCUUCUUAAUUUUGUAUGGACUCAAGGACCGGUUGUCGGAUGGGGUACGGCGUAUAUCAUCAUACUUUUGGUGGUUUCUCUUGCACUCACUGGAAUCUUUUUCUAUUUAGAGGUCAAGGUGAUUGAAAUGCCUUUACUUCCCGCAGGAGUGUUUAAUCGAAAAAUAGGGCUUUGCCUUUUAUGUUUGGGUUUGGGAUGGGGAUCGUUUGGAAUAUGGCAGUACUAUUAUUGGAGUUUACUCUUAGACCUUCGCCAUUACACUUCGAUUCACGGUGGAUUAACGUACCUCACUUUUUGCAUCAUGGGAAUUAUUGCAGCAUUGCUGUGUGGGUUUAUUAUGUCUCGAACAAGCCCAUCUUACAUCAUUUCUUUUGCAUCAAUUGCAUUCAUGUGUGGUUGCAUUAUGCUUUCGGUCACCCCUGUCAAAGAAAGCUUCUUUCGCAUGUCCUUUGGCCAGCUUUUCAUUCUUGUGUGGGGAAUGGACCUUAGUUUUCCUGCUGCAUCCUUGAUCUUGUCCGAUAAUUUACCCAUUGAACAGCAAGGAAUGGCAGGGCUGUUAGUAACAACAGUAACAAAUUUUUCUGUUUCCCUUAUUUUGGGAAUCAGUAGUACCGCCGAAAUCGAGGUCUUUAGGCGUACUGGUGAUACUCUUCUGAGUUAUCGUGCAGCAUUAUAUUUGGGGAUUGGUGUGUCUGGUCUUGGAGUAUUAUGCUCGUUUGUGUUUAUCUAUCAACAAUUAAAAGAGUCAAAGCAGAUCAAGGAACAAGAGAAGAUGGGCGAGAUAGACCAAGAAAAUCACGAAAGCACUUUAAGACCAACUACCGAUAAAAGCGACUUGACUGAACAAGCCCUAGACAUCAGUAUAUCCAAUUAA
Molecule: messenger RNA, 1557 nt
Organism: Meyerozyma guilliermondii ATCC 6260
Lineage: Eukaryota; Fungi; Ascomycota; Pichiomycetes; Serinales; Debaryomycetaceae
Exons: 1
Coding region: 1-1557 (518 amino acids)
Biological process (GO): transmembrane transport
Cellular component (GO): membrane
Molecular function (GO): transmembrane transporter activity
Source: RefSeq, a predicted model, not a curated record